Messenger RNA from Pneumocystis jirovecii RU7, 300 nucleotides. RefSeq lists its product as uncharacterized. The coding region runs from base 1 to 300 and encodes 99 amino acids. The transcript has a single exon. NCBI's taxonomy places the organism in Eukaryota, Fungi, Ascomycota, Pneumocystomycetes, Pneumocystales, Pneumocystaceae. The record is from RefSeq and is a predicted model, not a curated record.
AUGAGUACUGCGUUUGAUACUUUUUUAUUAGAAGUUGAAUCCUUAAAGGCUCUUUCGUCUUCCAUAUUACUUCCUUUUAUAAAUUCGCGGUUAGUUUUGGAAAAUGAAUUUGAAGAUUUAAAAGUAGAUGAGGAAUCUUGGGUUAAGAAAGUGGAAAAAUUAGUCAGUUUGGAACAACAGAUAUACGAAUAUCAAAUACGUAGAACAUUAGAAAAUAUUGAGGAAACAUUAGAUACACUUCAGGAUCAAAUAAAUCAAACACUACAAAUAUAUUCUCCAAUUCUAAAAUACAAAAAAUAA